Penicillium samsonianum is the source of this 459-nucleotide messenger RNA. RefSeq lists its product as uncharacterized. The transcript is spliced from 3 exons. The record is from RefSeq and is a predicted model, not a curated record. Bases 1 to 459 code for a protein of 152 amino acids. Lineage: Eukaryota; Fungi; Ascomycota; Eurotiomycetes; Eurotiales; Aspergillaceae.
AUGUCCACGUUGGUCACCAUCUACCGACGUAUGGACCCGCCCCAAGACCUUUGGAUUCCUCAAUCGGGGCACAGAAGACUCCAUCGACAGACGACACACGACACACGACACACGACACACGACACACGAUACAAAAUCUCAUCUGGUCCUGGUGUUGACGGUGCGGUGGCUGCCCCGUCUACGGGGAGGACCAGACCACAGACCGAGAAGAAGCUCGGUGGAGGAAAGGGAUUCGAAUCGUCCUGGUCAUGGUUUUUACCGGCACCCAAAAAGGGGUUUGCCGGGUUUUCCCAUGGCCCCGUCGGGAUGAAGACAGCAUCAGCAUCAGCAUCAAUCGGCAUCAGCAUCUACAUCAACAUCAACAUCAACAUCAACAUCAACAUCAACAUCAUCGACAUCAAAGAAAACCAGCCACCGGUGUUCAUCCCACGGCUCGAAUGGGGGGAUCUUGCCAUUUGA